Messenger RNA from Betta splendens (Siamese fighting fish), 989 nucleotides. RefSeq names its product trace amine-associated receptor 13c-like. Lineage: Eukaryota; Metazoa; Chordata; Actinopteri; Anabantiformes; Osphronemidae. Gene Ontology annotation, biological process: G protein-coupled receptor signaling pathway. The transcript has 2 exons. The coding region runs from base 1 to 987 and encodes 328 amino acids. The record is from RefSeq and is a predicted model, not a curated record. Gene Ontology annotation, cellular component: membrane. Gene Ontology annotation, molecular function: trace-amine receptor activity.
AUGAUGGAGCAAGCUGAGCUCUGCUUUCCACUGCUCCUCAACAGCUCCUGCUGGCGGCCGACGCCUCCUCCUGCUGACAACGUGCUCCUUUACUUUGUUCUGUUCGUCAUCUCUGUACUCACUGCUGCUCUCAACCUGCUGGUCAUCAUCGCAAUCUCACAUUACAGGCAGCUUCGCUCCCCCACAAAUUUGCUGCUCCUCUCACUGGCAGUGUCAGACUUCCUGGUGGGUUUCUUGGUGAUGCCAGUUGAAAUCCUCACGAUGUACACAUGUUGGGUCCUGGGUGACCUCAUGUGUGCUUUGUAUUUUUUCAUACCUGUCAUCCUAAUCUCUGCUUCAGUAGGAAGCAUGGUGCUCAUUUCACUUGACCGCUAUGUGGCAGUUUGUGACCCUCUGCGUUACUCCAGCAGAAUUACAGAUAAAAUAGCUAUAGUCAGUGUUUCCCUGUGUUGGACCUGCUCUGUUUUCUACAGCAUUUUCCUGUUGUAUGAUAACCUACAGCACCCAGGCAGAUAUAAUUCUUGCUAUGGAGAGUGCGUAGUUAUUAUUAAUGGAGAUGUGGACUUAUUUGUUGCUUUUAUUAUUCCCAUUGCAGUCAUCAUAGUUCUGUAUGUAAGAGUGUUUGUUGUGGCAGUGUCUCAGGCUCGUGCGACACACUCUAAUGUUGCAGCCGUCACUGAGCUUUCAAUGAGUCGCCUGAUUAGGAAAUCUGAGUUGAAAGCAGGCAGGACUCUGGGUGUUGUUGUAGUUGUGUUUCUGAUGUGCUACUCUCCAUAUUAUUGUCUCUGUCUGACAGCUGGUGACAUCUUGAUCGGUUCUUCCACCGAGGCUUUGAUGAGCUUUGUGAUGUAUUUUAACUCGUGUCUGAACCCUGUGAUUUAUGUUUUGUUUUACCCCUGGUUUAGAAAAGCGGUAAAACACAUAGUUUCUUUGAGGAUUCUGCAGCCUGGCUCCUGUGAUGUCAACAUCUUAGAGAGAGACACUUGAUG